AUGUGCCUAAAUGGAAAAGUAACGACGAAAUGUUAUCAUUACUUUGUGCCAUGUCGAGCAAAACAGACUUGUCGUCGUUCAAUAAUACCUCACCUCACCUCACCAAUUGAGUUCCUUAAUUCAACAAAAAUGUCAUCAGGAAACCUGCAACCACUUCUCGCAGAAUACUUGAUCCUAUCGUUGCCUCAAUCAACUAAUGCUCAACAAUGGUUAGAGCAAUCGUUAAACAAUGGCAAACAACCAUUGUUCAAGUUGAACGUUCCCGACUUUCAAAGUGGUACCUUGGACUCCCUAGUCCAAGAGAGUGAAGAGAUUAGCAAAAUAGACCAACAAUUAGGUGCUUCUGUGUCCAAAGUUGUUGAUAUCGUGAACAAUGUCAAUGAUUCAAAGAACGCUUCUCGAAUUGUUCAGUCAAGAUCGGUGUUUGACUAUGUACAAAACUUUCAAUGGAAUUCAUCUAAAUAUAGAUUAGAUAAGCCAAUUAACCAAUUGGUAAAGAUAAUUUCCAAUGAGGCAUUGUCGUUAGAUAAUGAUGUUAGAGCAUCUUACCAAGCUUAUCAAACUGCAAAGUCCAACUUCUUAGCAGCUGACAGGAAAAAGAACGGCGACUUGUCAAUAAAGUCGUUGCACGAUAUUGUUAAGCCGGAACAAUUUGUCCAAGAUUCGGAACACUUGAUCACUUUGCCCAUAGCUGUUCCCAACAGUCUUGUUUCUGACUUCAAAAAUAAUUAUGAAACUUUGACCCAAUUUGUCAUACCUAGGUCAGCAGAAGUAAUUGAAAAGGAUAAGGACUUUACUUUGUUUGCUGUUACCUUGUUUAAAAAGUAUCAGCAAGAAUUUAUCAACAAUGCACGAGAGCGCAAAUGGCAUCCCCGUACAGAUUUUGUCUAUGAUGAUGAAAUACUCAAUAAUUUGAGAAAGGAAUUUGACACUACAAAGGCAGCUGAAGUGAAACUGAAAAACGAUCUCAUCAGAUUGAGUAAAACGGCAUAUCUGGAUAUAGUAGCAAGUUGGUUUCACAUAAAAGUGAUUAGAGUCUAUGUUGAAGCAGUGUUGAGGUAUGGAUUACCACCUCAAUUUGAUAACUUCUUGAUUAAGUUUGAGGGCUCUAAUUUAAAGAGUGUUGGUAAAGCUAAAAAGGAAUUAAUUGAAAAAUUUGGAUACCUUGGAGGUGAUGGGUAUUCAAAUAAAGCCAACUUACACGAGUAUGCUUCAUUGGUCGACACUGACUACGAGCCAUUUGUGUUGUAUGAAUUUGAAAUUGUCUAG
Molecule: messenger RNA, 1269 nt
Organism: Lodderomyces orthopsilosis Co 90-125
Lineage: Eukaryota; Fungi; Ascomycota; Pichiomycetes; Serinales; Debaryomycetaceae
Gene: VMA5
Product: H(+)-transporting V1 sector ATPase subunit C
Exons: 1
Coding region: 1-1269 (422 amino acids)
Biological process (GO): proton transmembrane transport
Cellular component (GO): vacuolar proton-transporting V-type ATPase, V1 domain
Molecular function (GO): proton-transporting ATPase activity, rotational mechanism
Source: RefSeq, a predicted model, not a curated record